Messenger RNA from Cyprinus carpio (common carp), 726 nucleotides. Its product is annotated as gamma-crystallin S-1-like. The record is from RefSeq and is a predicted model, not a curated record. Gene Ontology annotation, biological process: visual perception; lens development in camera-type eye. NCBI's taxonomy places the organism in Eukaryota, Metazoa, Chordata, Actinopteri, Cypriniformes, Cyprinidae. Gene Ontology annotation, molecular function: structural constituent of eye lens.
CUGCAGUCAAAAAUGGGAAAGGUAAAGCAAUACUAUAAUUUUCUAUGAAGACAAGAAUUUUGAGGGUCAUCAGUAUGAAUGCAGUGGUGAUUGUUCAGAUAUGCUCUGCUAUCUUAGCUGCUGUAACUCCAUCAUGGUGGAGAGUGGAUGCUUCAUGAUCUAUGAACAACCACAUUUCAAAGGCCAGCAAUUCUUGGUCCGUAAAGGAGAGUACCCAGACUUUAAAAGCUGGUUGGGCAAAAAUGACUGCGUCUGCUCCUGCUGUGAAAUUCCCAUGACGCAGGGAUCUUCUCAUGAGGUGAAACUGUUUGAGAGAAUGGAGUAUGGAGGUCAAAUGAUGGCUCUUGUGGAUGACUGUCCAAAUGUCAUGGACAUGUUCCAAACAAACCACAUAUUCUCCUGCAAGGUGAUCAGCGGAAGCUGGCUCUUCUUUGAACAGUCCAACUACAAAGGCAGGAUGUACCUCAUAAGGCCUGGAGAAUACACAAGAUUCACUGAAUGGGGAGGCUUGAGUGCCCAUGUGGGUUCCAUCAAACGAAUAACUGAUUACUAGAAUUAACAUUCAUCCAGGCUGCUCAGCAGUUUUUUUUAUUUGUUUAUAUUUUAAUGUGAUAUACACUGUUGUAAACAUACACAGGCAAUCAUGUUGAAUAACAACUUAGGAAGCCUUUAUGCUUUAAAUGCUCUUUUAUGUUUCCUCAGAAAUAAAUGUUUAUAAAUUUUGAA